AUGUCCUUCCGCCUCCCAAAGUUCCCCAUGCUCACACUCUUCCACAACCCCGCCAGUGAUGCCAGCAACCAAGCUCUAAAGCUCCUCCAUAAAGCCGCCUUUAGCAACAACUUUGAAAUCGAUGUCGUCGAUUCCAAAACAACUCCGCCCACCCAUCAACAGGUCUCUAGCAUUGUCGGUUACCUAGGCAAGGGCUCCAUCGAGAAGGGUUGCAGAGACAUCCUCGCGCCUGAUGCCCCCAAGGCUUCCACUGUCGCGGAAGUGCAAAAAAUCUUGGACUCUAACCCUGGAUACAUGAUGAAGCCUCUGGUCGUCGACUGGAACAAAGGAAAGGCUAUCGUGGCCGUGCCCCCUACCAAGGUCAGUGAGAUGGUCAAGGAUGUGGGAGAAUCCGAGUAA
Messenger RNA from Gamsiella multidivaricata, 399 nucleotides. RefSeq lists its product as uncharacterized. Lineage: Eukaryota; Fungi; Mortierellomycota; Mortierellomycetes; Mortierellales; Mortierellaceae. The record is from RefSeq and is a predicted model, not a curated record. Gene Ontology annotation, cellular component: mitochondrion. The coding region runs from base 1 to 399 and encodes 132 amino acids. The transcript is spliced from 2 exons. Gene Ontology annotation, molecular function: oxidoreductase activity.